GCUAACUCAACUGCACUUUUUGUCUAGAAAAGAAGAAUCCCAAUAUCUUAUCAUUUACUUGAGUAUAUUCAUAUUCUUUUCAAAUUAUCCCGAGCUCCCUAAUCUCCUCUCUGGCUUCUAAUGAUGAAGCCAGUAAUAGGAUUUGGGUAUUAAUUUGGGGCCAUAAAGCCAGCUGCAUGUUGCGUGGCUAGUGGGUGAGGGGUGACCUUGUAGUGUGGCCAGCCUCUGCUGGCUUUGAUCUGAUCUUUAGAGAACGUGAGUUGGCUUGUCGCAGAGCAGCGUGGUCCCUCUUCUGGACUUUUAGGGCACAAUGGCAGGGGCUGUGGAUGCGGUACUGGCCAGAGUGAAGGAUGUGUGCAAACGGAAUGGACUGCUCAUCCUCUCAGUUUUAUCCGUCAUAGUGGGAUGUCUGCUUGGAUUCUUCCUCAGGACUAGACAACUAACAGAACAGGAGAUUAGCUACUUCCAGUUUCCUGGAGAACUCCUUAUGCGGAUGCUGAAAAUGUUGAUCCUUCCUCUUGUGGUGUCAAGUUUGAUGUCGGGACUGGCUGCACUUGAUGCCAAAACUUCCAGUCGUUUGGGAAUUUUUACCAUCGCCUACUACUUAUGGACAACAUUUGUAGCUGUCAUAGUAGGAAUCAUCAUGGUUUCCAUCAUCCAUCCUGGAGGUGCGGCUCAGAAGGAAAAUACAGAGCAGAGCGGGAAGCCAGUCAUGAGUUCAGCAGAUGCCCUUCUGGAUUUAAUCAGGAAUAUGUUCCCAUCAAACCUUGUGGAAGCCACGUUCAAGCAGUACCGCACCAAGAAUAUCCCAGUGUUGAAGCCUGUCAGGGCAUUUCCUUCUGAAAGUUUCACACAUAGAAUUGUUAUCUAUGGGAUUCAGGAUGAGAAUGGCUCACACAUCCAGAACUUUGCACUAGAUAUCACCCCAUCUCCAGAUGUUGUCUACAAGUCAGAGCCUGGAACUAGUGAAGGCAUGAAUGUCCUGGGAAUAGUAAUUUUCUCUGCCACCAUGGGUAUAAUGCUCGGACGAAUGGGAACCAGCGGAGUUCCUCUUGUGAGCUUCUGCCAAUGCUUAAAUGAGUCUGUCAUGAAGAUUGUUGCUGUUGCAGUUUGGUACUUUCCCUUUGGCAUUGUAUUCCUUAUAGCAGGGAAGAUCAUAGAGAUGGAUGACCCAACUGCCAUUGGAAAGAAACUUGGAUUUUAUGCUAUUACUGUUCUUUGUGGGCUAGUGGUUCAUGGACUCUUCAUUCUUCCUAUCAUGUACCUUUUUAUUACAAAGAAGAAUCCAAUAGUGUUUAUCAGAGGGGUGCUUCAGGCUCUGCUCAUAGCACUGGCCACAUCCUCCAGCUCUGCUACUCUGCCUAUUACCUUCAAAUGUUUGCUAGAGAAUAAUCACAUAGAUAGGCGGAUUGCCAGGUUUGUGCUUCCUGUGGGAGCCACUAUCAAUAUGGAUGGAACUGCCUUGUAUGAAGCUGUGGCUGCCAUUUUUAUUGCCCAGGUGAACAACUAUGAGCUGGACUUUGGGCAGAUUAUCACCAUCAGUAUAACAGCGACAGCAGCCAGUAUCGGAGCUGCUGGGAUACCCCAGGCUGGCCUGGUAACCAUGGUGAUUGUGUUGACCUCUGUUGGCCUUCCUACUGAUGACAUCACUCUUAUUAUUGCAGUGGAUUGGGCUCUGGACAGAUUCCGUACCAUGAUUAAUGUGUUGGGAGAUGCACUAGCUGCUGGGAUUAUGGCCCAUAUUUGCAGGAAGGACUUUGCAAAGCAGAAUGAUGAGCAGGUUCCUCUGAUUUGUGAGACCAAGCCCAUUAGUCUCCAUCAGAUCAUGGCAUACCAACGAAAUGGUUGUGUGAAGAGCCGUAGCGCCCCACAGUUUUCCCCUUCUCCACAGGAAUUCCAACAGAUGCAGGAAAAUCCAGAGUCAGCCUUCCCAAAGACCUCUGAGAGAUGCACAGACAAAGACCACUGCACAAUAGAAAUCAGUGAACUAGAGACUAAUGUCUAACUGCAGUCUAUAUUGUAUGAUGAUUCUCAGCUGGCGUCACAUGCCCGCAACUGCUCACAUUCUGCCAGGCAGCUAGAAGGUGGUGUUGUACUGGUAUCUUGCUGUGCUACCAGAUGUGAUCAACCAUCCUGUGAUGGAGCAUCAGCAAACAGUGAAGUCAGUGAUGGUUACUCCACCAUAGGAUAACUACUUUUUUUAAUUCAUUUUCAUUCAUGACUGAAUAUGAGCCUACUACUUGUCUUUAAACAUGUUUUCUUGUAUCUCUCUGUACCACUUGUGGUUCCUAGAUAAGAAAAGUAUUUUGCAGAUGAAAGGAAUGCCUUCAGUAUUUUAAAGAAAGAUGAAGAUUUCAUCUCCUGCAGAAGGUGAACAUAAAUGGACAAUGGCUGAUGGUAAUUUUACAAUUUGCAGUUACAAUGAAAUGGUAACCACUUGGCCUCCCAAAAUAUAACAACCACAAUAAUAAUAUUAAGUACGUGAUGCAAUAUAUUUACUGAACAUGGAUCAUUGGUGUGGGCGACAUUCUCAUGUGAACAUGUUAUGGGUCUGAACUACCUGCAGCUUUUGUUAUUUGCCCUCAGUGCCUGGAGCACUCUUGUACAGAUAAAUAUAGUACUGCACAGGGGUCUGUAGACAAUGGUAGAAUCUAUUAUUGGUACUUGAAUUAUUUAGCUUUGAUGUAUAGGAAGAAAUCUAUAUCCUAAAGUAUUCCCUUUAGACAACAUACAAUUUUUUUCAUUGAAGUAAAAUGGCAAUGCAUAUGAGCACCAGAGAAUAAUAUUUUUGUCAAAUAUUAAGAAAAGCGGUUGCCAAUUUAAAUGGCCUUAAUGCCCUGGAAGCUCAUUUUAUUCAUAAGAAUGUUUUACUCUUGCAUCAAUUUUAUUAAAUCAUUGUGCCCCCUAGGCUAGGACCACAAGACCAACAAUGGCAGGGUUCUCUGCUGUGGCUUUUUUAAUGUAAGUAUCAAAGUCUCACGUUAGAAGAGUUGUUUCCCAUGGAACCAUAUUUAUAGAACUGUGUAAAGAUCAUAGAAAAAUACAGUUUUAAGAAUUGCACUUUGUCUUUUGAAACACAGAUAAAUUAUAAAAGUGAGUGUAAAACAUUAGCAUAUAAACUGGCACAAAUCUAGUAUAAUUGCAUAAGAUGAAUAUGAGUUUACUAAACUUGUGCCAGAUUCUCUCCAUGCAGUUUAAUGGAGUUUGCCAAAUCUAUUGAAGGACAGUAAUUAAAAAAACUGUGACUCCAUUACAGAACUAUUGGCAUAAAACCUGCUGUAAAAUGCUAUGUAAAAAGCAAUGGGUCCCAUUGUAGCUUUUUUCAAAGUUGACAUCUCUCUCUUUAUGUUAAAAUCAUUGCAUGGCUUUAAGAUUAUGGGCUAUAUUACACACCAAAUAACAUGGGGUUAUAAUCAUUAUGUCUGGUUUAUUUCAGCACUUCUUUUUGACAUACCUCGAUUUAUAUUUGCAGAGAGUAUGAUUUUGGCAUAUAUUCCAUAACAUUGUACAUUGCCAGGCUUACAGCUGGGGUGCCCAAGGAUACCCCCUUCCCCAUCCCCCAUCCCUGCUUCACUAUCCCCAGGGCCGCUCCUGCCAUGAGAUAGGUGAAAAGCCAGUUACCACCUCUGUUAACUUUAAAAGUUGAAAGGGGCGGAGUGGAAGGGGUGUGACAUCGAUGCUGCUGCCUCGAUGCUGCAGCAAUUUGGACCACACCCAUUUAUGUGACCACACCCCCUAAUUGCAAUGUUCAUUUUGCAGGUUAUGAAAAUUUGAACACAUUUCUGUGGUUUU
This is a messenger RNA of Xenopus laevis (African clawed frog), 3792 nucleotides long. RefSeq names its product solute carrier family 1 (glutamate transporter), member 7 L homeolog (gene slc1a7.L). Bases 311 to 2005 code for a protein of 564 amino acids. The record is from RefSeq and is a predicted model, not a curated record. Gene Ontology annotation, cellular component: membrane; plasma membrane. NCBI's taxonomy places the organism in Eukaryota, Metazoa, Chordata, Amphibia, Anura, Pipidae. The transcript is spliced from 11 exons. Gene Ontology annotation, molecular function: neutral L-amino acid transmembrane transporter activity; glutamate:sodium symporter activity; L-glutamate transmembrane transporter activity. Gene Ontology annotation, biological process: neutral amino acid transport; L-glutamate transmembrane transport.